AUGAGAGCCCCAGAGGGGAGAGCCGGGUCAUUUCCUCCCCGGCUAUCUGUACCCUCCCUUCGGGCCUUAAAAACCACAAGCUAGUGGGCAGGAGAGAACUUUGGUCAGCGGGGAGCUCCAGACGCCUAAAUAUGGACUCCAUGGACAAUAGCACCUUUGAGUACAAUUAUGACUCGGAGACUUUGGACCCCAGCAUGACAGUGGAUGGAUUUCCCAAGGUCUCCAAGCUGUACCCUCCAGAUGUGAUUGCCUUGGUACUCUAUGCAGCUGUCUUCCUGGUGGGAGUGCCAGGCAACGCAUUGGUGGUCUGCGUGACUGGGUCUGAGGCCAGACGAACCAUCAAUGCCAUCUGGUUUCUUAACCUGGCGGUGGCUGACCUCCUCUCCUGCCUGGCGUUGCCCAUGAUGUUCACGUCUGUUGUUAUGCACAACCACUGGCCCUUUGGCAACGCUGCCUGCCGCAUCCUGCCCUCUCUCAUCCUGCUCAAUAUGUACGCCAGCAUCUUGCUCCUGGCCACCAUCAGCGCCGACCGCUUUAUGCUGGUGUUUAAUCCCAUCUGGUGCCAGAACUACCGAGGGGCUGGCUUGGCCUGGACGGCGUGUGGUGUGGCCUGGGGCUUGGCCCUGUUGCUGACCAUACCCUCCUUAGUGUUCCGUGCGGUGCACCAACAGUCCUUUCCAUCCAAGUCAAUAUGCGGCGUUGACUAUGGUUCAAAGAAUUCACAGAUAGAGAACACUGUGGCCAGCCUCCGGCUCGUUGUGGGCUUCCUGUUGCCGCUGGUCACGCUUACAGUCUGCUACACCUUCCUUCUGAUCCGAGCCUGGAGCCGCAGCGCCACACGCUCCACCAAGACACUCAAGGUGGUUGUGGCUGUGGUGGCCAGCUUCUUUGUCUUGUGGCUGCCCUAUCAGGUGACAGGGAUGAUAAUGGCCUUGGUUUCCAAGGAUUCGGAAAGCUUUAAAGCCCUGUUUGCUUGGGACCCCCUGUGUGUCGCCAUUGCUUACAUCAACUGCUGCAUCAACCCCAUCAUCUACGUGGUCGCUGCCCAGAGCUUCCAAAUCCGGUUCCUCAAGUCCCUCCCCUCCAAGAUCCGGAACUUGUUGACCGAAGAGUCCACGAGCAGGGACAGCAAGUCCUACACACUCUCCACGGCAGACACCCAAGCCCAGAAGAGCCAGGUGGUAUAAGCAGGACCUUCCAGGCCAUUGUCUGCCCGGAGCUUCACCUUCAUUCCCGUCCAUUCUCUUUCUGCUUAUUUUAAUCCAGCCCUCGGUUUAGGUGGUGGUGUCCCGGGGACCUCUGCUCCACACCGUCCACCGUUCCUGGACUUGUCCUGCAUCUUCGAGGGGAACUCUUCUCAUUUCCAAGACUAACUCUCCCUUCUAGGGACACCCAACCUUUCCUUCCAUCCAAGUACUUUGGAAAACAAACAGAAACCAGCAUACUCCCAUACUGCACUGUUUGUGCUUGAAGAGAGUGUGGCUAGAGGACAUCAGAUGCGGAGGAUACAGACCAGUAGAAACAUCCUAACCUUUAAAGAAUAGCUAUGUAUUUAUUUUUAUGGAGAGCUGGGGGGGAAAAAAACCAAAAUAAUUAGCAUCCCAAGAGUUAUUCUUGUUAGGAUAAAGCAAAAUUACAGGGAUCUAGUUAAGCUUUUGUAAAGGUACUUGAUUUAAAGAACAUUGUUACUUAACUAGCCUUUAAGAAAAGGAUGAAGUAAAAAGAUGUCACGUGGUUAUGGCAGAAGCACUGUGGGGAAGGUUGGCUGAAGGUGAGAUUGGGACACAUCGGUCAGCAGGUCCAAGGGGUGGGGUCAUAGGACAAUUUGACUUUUGACUUUGUAACCUGCUGUGUUGUUUGCACUUUUCAAAAAAAAUUAAACUUUUAACUUAUAUGCUGUUGUACGUAGCAGCAAAGAGGGAGCCUACGGAGCCUUGACCUGUUUCUCUCUAUAGGAACAUGUUGCAAGAUGACAUUACGACAUCACAGUCAGGCUGUUGACAUUGAUGCAGUUGGGGUACAGGACGUUUGCAUCACCACCAGGAUCCUGUGAUUUCUGUUGUAGCCGGCCCCACUUCCUCCAGCCUCCCCAGCCUUGUCCUGAGCCUCUGACACGCCACGAACCUGUUCUCUGUGAUUUUGUCCUUUCAAGGGUUUAUCAAUGGAAUCAUAUAGCCUGUAACCUUUCAACCUAAAAAAAAAACCAUGCAUCACUUGACUCAUGAAAAUAAAAAGUGAUAAACAUU
Molecule: messenger RNA, 2246 nt
Organism: Manis javanica (Malayan pangolin)
Lineage: Eukaryota; Metazoa; Chordata; Mammalia; Pholidota; Manidae
Gene: C5AR1
Product: complement C5a receptor 1
Biological process (GO): phospholipase C-activating G protein-coupled receptor signaling pathway; positive regulation of cytosolic calcium ion concentration; chemotaxis
Cellular component (GO): plasma membrane
Molecular function (GO): complement component C5a receptor activity; G protein-coupled receptor activity
Source: RefSeq, a predicted model, not a curated record